Knipowitschia caucasica is the source of this 768-nucleotide messenger RNA. Lineage: Eukaryota; Metazoa; Chordata; Actinopteri; Gobiiformes; Gobiidae. The record is from the annotation of a GenBank genome assembly.
AUGAACACACCAUCCUCCCUCACUCUCCCUCAUCCUCCCUCUACCUCCCUAUCCCUCCCUCACCCUCCCUAUCCCUCAUCCUCCCUCUCCCUCAUCCUCCUCAUCCUCCCUCAUCCUCAUCCUCCCUCAUCCUCACUCUCCCUCAUCCUCCCUCUCCCUCAUCCUCCCUCAUCAUCCCUCUCCCUCAUCCUCCUCAUCCUCCCUCAUCCUCACUCAUCCUCACUCUCCCUCAUCCUCCCUCAUCCUCACUCUCCCUCAUCAUCCCUCUCCCUCAUCCUCCUCAUCCUCCCUCAUCCUCACUCUCCCUCAUCCUCCCUCUCCCUCAUCCUCACUCUCCCUCAUCCUCCCUCAUCCUCACUCUCCCUCCCUCUCCCUCCCUCAUCCUCCCCCUCCCUCCUCAUCCUCCCUCAUUUUCACUCUCCCUCAUCCUCCCUCAUUCUCCCACUCCCUCCCUCAUCCUCCCCCUCCCUCCUCAUCCUCCCUCACCCCUCCCUCAUGCUCCCUCAUUCUCACUAUCCCUCAUCCUCCCUCUCCCUCAUCCUCCCUCACCCCUCCCUCCUCCUCCCUCAUCCUCCCUCAUCCUCCCCCUCCUCCCUCAUCCUCCCCCUCCCUCCUCAUCCUUCCUCUCUGUUAUUAUUCACACUCUCCCUCCCUCAUCCUCCCUCCUCAUCCUCCCUCACCCCUCCCUCAGCCUCCCACUCCCUCCUCAUCCUGCCUCUCCCUCCCUCAUCCUCCCUCCUCAUCCUCCCUCAGCCUCCCACUCCCUAG